Vidua chalybeata is the source of this 4019-nucleotide messenger RNA. Its product is annotated as D(1)-like dopamine receptor. Gene Ontology annotation, molecular function: G protein-coupled receptor activity. The record is from RefSeq and is a predicted model, not a curated record. The coding region runs from base 1 to 1308 and encodes 435 amino acids. Gene Ontology annotation, cellular component: membrane. Lineage: Eukaryota; Metazoa; Chordata; Aves; Passeriformes; Viduidae. Gene Ontology annotation, biological process: adenylate cyclase-activating adrenergic receptor signaling pathway. The transcript has a single exon.
AUGGGGAGCGCGGCGCUGGGGGACGGCCCGUGGGUGCUGCGGGCACUCACCGGGUGCCUGCUGGGCGCCCUGGUGCUGAGCACGCUGCUGGGCAAUGCGCUUGUGUGCCUCGCCGUCCUGCGCUUCCGCCACCUCCGCAACAAGGUCACCAACUGGUUCGUGCUGUCACUGGCCAUCUCGGACCUCUGCGUGGCCCUUUUGGUGAUGCCCUGGAAGGCGGUCACUGAGGUGGCUGGAGGCUCCUGGCUCUUUGGCAGCCACUUUUGUGACACCUGGGUGGCCUUCGACAUCAUGUGCUCCACCGCCUCCAUCCUCCACCUCUGCAUCAUCAGCCUGGACCGGUACUGGGCCAUCGCCAGCCCCUUUCGCUAUGAGCGCAGGAUGACGCAGCGCCUUGCUUGUGCCAUGAUAGCCAUGGCCUGGGCUCUCUCCAUCCUCAUCUCCUUCAUCCCUGUGCAGCUACACUGGCAUAAAGCCAAGGACAGUAGAGAUCCAGGCUCCUGGCUACCCGGGACACCCCGUUGUGACGUCAGGUUGAACCGCACUUACGCCAUCACCUCCUCCCUUAUCAGCUUCUACAUCCCCGUGGCCAUAAUGAUCAUCACCUAUACCAGGAUCUACAGAAUUGCCCAGGCCCAGAUCCGCCGCAUCUCCACCCUUGAGAGAGCAGCGGGGCAGUGGCCAGCUCCUGGCAAGGAGCCCACCUCCUCUUUGCGGAGUUCCUUGCACAAGGAGACCAGGGUGCUGCAGACCCUUUCUAUCAUAAUGGGAGUCUUUGUUUGCUGCUGGCUGCCCUUCUUCCUGCUGAACUGCCUGCUGCCUUUCUGCCAGCCCAGCCUCGAGGAGGACCCUGAAGGACAGUCACUCUGUAUUGGCCAAACCACCUUCAACGUCUUUGUGUGGUUUGGCUGGGCCAACUCUUCAGUGAAUCCAGUGAUCUAUGCUUUCAACGCAGACUUCAGGAGGGCUUUCAGCAAUCUCUUGGGCUGCCAGUGCUGCUGCUGUGGCACACCCGAAUCCCCUGUGGAGAGGGUCAACUUCAGCAAUGAGCUGGUUUCCUAUCACCAUGACACCACCUGCCAGAAGGAAGGAGCUGUCCCAUUGUCAGUGCCUCCUGCUGCCACCACUGCCUGGGUGCAGCCCGUGCCCCAUGCCAUAAACCUCCAGGGAGAGGACAGCAGUGAGGAGAUGUCUAUGGAGAAGAGGGUUGUGACUUCUCAGACACAGACUGCCCUUGGCAGCAGCCCUAGCAGUUGUCAAGUGCCAGCUAUUUUGCAAUUGGAUUGCAAGGCAAAGCCAUCCCUGUAAACUGCUGCCCCCUGUACAGGACUUGGUCAGUGUGCGGGACCCCAUUGCCUUGUCUCAGAGGGAUGAGUGAUUAAACACAUCUCACACACACAGCCACCGCACAGGGAGAGUUCUUCCUGUCUUUAUGUAAGUUCCCCAGCAACAAAAGUCCCAUGCCAGAGGGAUGGGAAAACACUGCUCUUACCACAGAGGGGUGAUAGGCAUAUGGAGUCCAUUCCAAAGGCACAUAGCAGCCGCACAUUAACCUCUUCCCAUGGCAACCUUCACCCCUUACUCUCACAGUCAUUAGAUAUCUCCAAUGCAUUUGUUCACCCCCAUUCUACAGUCAAACUUGAGGUAUAUAUUAGGAAUAGUGAGAUAUUAGAUCAAAGUAAAAAAACUCAUCAUUCAGGCAGCCAAUCCCUCCAGAAAGUAGAAAUAUAAUAUGAUCCACAAAAGAAAGAGUGACCAGGUCAUCUCUGUCAACCCAUUUCACUACUUGUAAAUAUGAAGUUCAACAAAAGGCACAGCAAAUAGGUGGCUUGCAGGAGAGAGAAUACUGGGAAAAGUUUGUGAUCAUUUCUAUCUGUGUAGAAGGGUUCAGCAGACAUUAAGGCAAUACAGUGGCAUCUCAUUGUCCUCUGUUUCUCUGUCCACUACUUAAAGGUUCUGCUGCUGAGCAUUUAAGACUGUGCUCCACUCACCACCAUCCUUGCCCCAUUUUUUCCGUCCCCCACCUAUGAUGGGUUGCCUUUGAUUUAUCUCAGGAAGAUGAUGAAGAUGUGUCUGUCCAGAAAGAGACAUAAAGAAUGCUUACACUGCAAGAGCUCUCUUGGGCAUUGUCUCAUAGAUGGUACAGAUGAUAUUCUUCAGAACAGUGAUCUGUGCUGAAAGGACAGCAGCAGAAAAGAGACUCUCCUCCCAGUGAUCCUGCUCCCUGUGAUUUUAAACCAUGUGUAGUUCUUAAAUCCCUGUAAGCAUUUUCCCUAUCAUUAGUUCUUAUGGGAAAAUAUGCUCUUGCUAUCCUGCUCUUUUCAGAAAUGUGUCCUUGGGGAAUACUUGGGUGUGACUGCCAUCUGUUCUUCAUGGACUACACUGGCAGGACAAGAGGUAAUGGGCUGUAAGGAAGACCAAGGCAAAAACUUGUAAAAACUUUCUAAGAAUAAGGAUAAUUAAGCACUGGAGUAUAUUGCCUAGGUAAAUGAUGACAUAUCUCUCAGUGAAAUGACUGUAAGCUUCUGUCAGCUAUGACAGUGACAGUGAUCCUUGGGGCAGAGGCACAGAGUAAUGGUCUCUUGAGAUAAUCUCUAGUCCUGCUUCACUAUGACAAUAUGUCUCCUUAAGAAGCAUUGUGCUUAAGAUGUUUGGCUGUGUGUUUUUUUUGCAUGCAACUAUCCUUAGAUAUUCUUGAGACAAAAAAGAUACAGAUAAGAACUGUGAGAUGCCAUUGGUAUACUUAUUUUUUUUAGUGAUUAUCCAUGUUUCUGAGCAUUUAACAACUAUCAUUCAAGCAUGCCUAGUGCCUCCUCUGGAGAGCAACCCUGAAAUAAACCUGAAAUAAUUGUGUUGCCUUAAAAAAGAUACAAAAUGUUUUUUUGUUUUGAUUCCCAUUGAUUCGUUUCUAGGUGAUCCUAUAUGAACUGUACAUGGAUGCUGUACACAGAUGUUAGAGAUUCAAUUUGUGAGUAUUUUCCUCAAUACAUUUCUUUCUUCUUACACAAACCAGAAACACAUAAGAAUGUCAGAGUCUAACUCCUUAAAAAAACCAAACCAAACCAAAACAAAACAAACAAAAACAAAAACAAAAAAAAAAAAAAAAAAAAAAAAAAAAAAAAAAAACCAAACAAAAAAAACCCAAAACAAACCCAAACAAACAAAUUUAUAUGUUCAAGCUCUAGGAGACAUCUCAUUCCAUGCUCUCCACACUAAAACCCAUCCUGGGGAGAUACUGAUAAACCUGACAAGAUACUACCCUGAAGUGUGAACUACCCUGAAGUGUGACUUCCCAACUGCCUGCUGCCCUUCUGUUUCUGUUGCACAAGCUUCAGCUGGCUCCAUCCCUCAGAGAGUGAACUGUCCCUGCCCUCACACCUUCCAGCUCAUGGGCAGGCACUCCUCUGGCAGUCGAGGCCACACAUGAAAUUAUUAUGCACAGGAGAUAAUUUUUUUUUAGUAUGUGUACAGUCUCAUUAUUAGUGAUAAAAGACGUUAAUGGAAGAGAAAGAUUUACUUUCUCCCAAGUUUUGCCCUGCUAUGGGAGCUGUCUCGCCCAGGAAUUAGGCUGGAUUAGCUAUUUAGAGUGAUGAUGAAAAUGGUGAAGGGCAGAGUGGGUAGCAGAAAUUAGGCAAUGGAUAUAUCUGAGUAAUGUUUUCUCUUAAGAACAAUCAAAAAUGCAUGGUAGCUUCAAUCUAUGAAACAAUAUUCAUGUUAAGAAUUGAAAACUGUUUGUGUCAGUGCUUGUGGUCAUAGUUUAAAUAUGCUUCAUUAAUAGGUCAGAUUGUACCUGAAAAUAAAUGUACGUUUUCCUGAAGAAAAACUCCUGGUCUUUACUGCAGCUUUUUAAAGUGACAACUUGAAAUUGUUUUUUGUAAGUGAUGUUGGAAAUAAUUGUUUGUAGCUAAUUGCUAAUGGUUAUUACUGAUGUGCAGAUGAUACACAUUACAGUAGUUUACAGUUGUAGGGUCUGCUGCAGUAAGUGCAUUGUAAUGAUCAACACUGCAAUAAAUUUCAGA